Molecule: messenger RNA, 1041 nt
Organism: Alosa alosa (allis shad)
Lineage: Eukaryota; Metazoa; Chordata; Actinopteri; Clupeiformes; Clupeidae
Product: glutathione S-transferase kappa 1-like
Exons: 8
Coding region: 260-949 (229 amino acids)
Biological process (GO): glutathione metabolic process
Cellular component (GO): peroxisome; mitochondrion
Molecular function (GO): glutathione transferase activity; glutathione peroxidase activity
Source: RefSeq, a predicted model, not a curated record
CUCUGUCUUUUACUGUCUCUGAUAAAGUCUCUGGGAGUUCUUAACUUUGCCGAUCCCUUUAAUGUGGAAUUCUCAGAAUUUCGAGGUAGAAACAUUUAGCCAAGAGAGAUGACUGACGGCUAAUUUGUAGGAGAGUUUGACUGCUUCACUUGCCAUUCCAUUAUCGUGCAACUAGUGCAAAUGCAGCCUUGUAGGCUAUUUUGAAAAAGGGGACGCUCGUAACUUUUCACAACUCAACAUUUCGUCUCUUAAACGGUAUAUGGCCAGCUCCAGAAAAGUGUUAGAAUUGUUCUACGACGUUGUAUCUCCUUACUCUUGGCUUGGAUUCGAGGUGCUCUGUCGCUACAGACAUGUUUGGAACAUUGACCUCAAAUUGCGACCGGCCUUCUUGGGAGGCGUUAUGCAAAGUUCAGGUAACAAGCCUCCAGGUCUGGUCCCAAAUAAGUUUCUGUACAUGACAAAAGACUUGGAACGUCUCGCUCAGUAUUUCAAAGUACCCCUGUCCUCUCCAUCAAACCCUUUUGAGGCCAUGUUUGAGAAAGGUUCUCUUACAGCCAUGCGCUUUGUGACUGCAGUGGCUGAGAAGGAGACAGGUGGAGAUGCCCAGGUGGAGAAGGUGUCCAGGGAGCUGUGGAUGAGAAUCUGGAGUAAAGACCAAGACAUCACCCAGCCUGCAUCACUCAUAGAGGCGGGUCUAAAGGCUGGACUGUCAGCCAGUGAGAUUGAUGAGUUGCUGAAGUUGGCCCAGUCCCAGCCAAUCAAAGACAAACUUAAGGCCAACACACAGAAAGCAAUGGGUUAUGGGGCUUUUGGUUUCCCUCUGAUUGUCUGUCACGUGGAUGGCAAACCUGAGGCGUUCUUUGGCUCAGAUCGCUUUGAGCUGUUGGCCCACUGCAUAGGAGAGAAGUGGGUGGGGCCACAACCAAACAAGCCCUCUGCCAAAAUGUAAAACCUCCUAGAUUACAGUAUCACAGUAAAAACUGUAACACAAGGACAUAAUUAUAGCAUUUAUUUAAAAUAAAAAAUGAUUUUGUGACAUUA